GAAGCGGCCAGUAGGAGCGCUGGUGUACGACGCCCAACGGCUAACGCCCACCCCAAUCCAAUUAGCCCCACCUCUGCUCCGCGGCACCUCGAAUGGAAGCACUCGCUGUAGGAUCCGCUCCUCCCCGGCCGGGCCUCGCUGCCCCGACCCGCUACCCCCACCUCCGCCGCCCGAGAACCCUCGCCGCCGCGCGCUGCCGCCCACUCGCCGCGGCCCCCAUGGAGGCCGACGGAGGCGGUCGCCCGAGCCCCGCCCCGGCCCGCUGCGCCAGCGCCGAGACGGAGUCGGAGGUGGAUGAGGCCGCGACGAGCUCGCCCGCCGCGGAGGCCGCGGCGGCGGGCGCCACGGAGCAAGGGGGCAACGGGAGCCCCGUAGCCUCCAUCGAGGGCGUCGACGGGAUAAGGAUCCGGCGGCGGCCCGUGACGGGGCCGGCGGUGCACUACGUGGGCCCGUUCCAGUUCCGCCUCGAGAACGAGGGGAACACGCCGCGGAACAUCCUCGAGAAGAUCGUCUGGGACAAGGACGUCGAGGUUUCGCAGAUGAAGGAGAGGCGGCCCCUGUACAUGCUGAAGGGGGCGCUGGAGGCUGCUCCUCCGGCGAGGGACUUCGUUGGGGCGCUCAAGGCGUCGUAUGAUCGGACUGGCUUGCCUGCUCUGAUUGCGGAGGUCAAGAAGGCUUCACCGAGCCGGGGUGUUCUCAGGGAGGAUUUUGAUCCGGUUCAGAUCGCUCAGGCAUAUGAGAAAAAUGGAGCAGCAUGUCUAAGUGUUCUUACAGAUGAAAAAUAUUUUCAGGUUAUUAACUUCUUCACCUUCAGAAAUUUUGUCUCAUUUCUGUCAUCCAUUGUUCUUACAGAUGAAAAAUAUUUUCAGGGAAGUUUUAACUACUUGGAGGCUAUACGCAAUGCUGGAGUCCAGUGCCCUCUUCUGUGCAAAGAGUUCAUAGUUGAUGCUUGGCAACUUUACUAUGCACGGUCCAAGGGUGCAGAUGCUGUUCUUCUAAUUGCUGCUGUAUUACCUGACCGUGAUAUCAACUACAUGUUGAAAAUUUGCAAAAUACUAGGGAUGGCUGCUUUAGUUGAGGUUCAUGAUGAAAGGGAAAUGAACCGUGUUUUAGGAAUCAAUGGUGUACAGCUCAUUGGCAUCAAUAACCGCAAUCUUGAGACAUUUGAAGUUGAUAUUUCAAACACAAAAAAACUUCUGGAAGGUGAACGAGGACAGCUGAUAGCUCAGAAGGAUGUAAUUGUUGUAGGAGAAUCUGGUCUGUUCACUCCUGAUCACAUUUCAUUCGUUCAAAACGCCGGGGUCAAAGCAGUUCUCGUUGGGGAGUCUCUCAUCAAGCAGGAGGAUCCAGGGAAAGCAAUCGCUGGGCUUUUCGGCAAAGAUAUUUCGCACGCGGUUGCUUCCUGAAGAUGCAGAAGGGCCGGUCGAGAUAAUUGAGAAACGCAAUGCUGGACCGCAUCCGUUUUGUAUAUCUUGAGGAAAGAUGACUCCUUCGGAGGGUUUUUGGUGGUCUUUUGGUGUACCUGACCUGAUCAGACGAUUUUUCCAUUAUGCGGUCUUUUUGUGACCUAACCUUCCGGACAGAUAAAUACAAGAUUAAAGUUCGCAAGGUAUAUUUGAAUGAUCUGGAUGUACGAGAGCAGCUUGAUAUUUUGUAGAAUUGAUCUGCAUUGUGGCUCGUCUUGUUUGGAGCAUGAAAAAUUAAACUUCAUGCAGUACAGAACGUAAGGAUUUGUAGAAAUUUUGAUGAAAACUGGGCUGUUUUCUAUAAAUAUACUGUAAACAUUUUGAAAA
Panicum virgatum (switchgrass) is the source of this 1793-nucleotide messenger RNA. Its product is annotated as indole-3-glycerol phosphate synthase, chloroplastic-like. Gene Ontology annotation, molecular function: indole-3-glycerol-phosphate synthase activity; phosphoribosylanthranilate isomerase activity. The coding region runs from base 93 to 1406 and encodes 437 amino acids. Gene Ontology annotation, biological process: L-tryptophan biosynthetic process. The record is from RefSeq and is a predicted model, not a curated record. Lineage: Eukaryota; Viridiplantae; Streptophyta; Magnoliopsida; Poales; Poaceae. The transcript is spliced from 10 exons.